Messenger RNA from Habropoda laboriosa, 1244 nucleotides. RefSeq names its product eyes absent homolog 4 (gene eya). Lineage: Eukaryota; Metazoa; Arthropoda; Insecta; Hymenoptera; Apidae. The transcript has 6 exons. Gene Ontology annotation, biological process: multicellular organism development; negative regulation of extrinsic apoptotic signaling pathway in absence of ligand; positive regulation of DNA repair. The annotation marks the transcript as partial. The record is from RefSeq and is a predicted model, not a curated record. Gene Ontology annotation, cellular component: nucleus. Gene Ontology annotation, molecular function: protein tyrosine phosphatase activity.
UCGUCCUAUGCCAGUUACAAUAGCGGCACCACAAACUUUCCCAACGUGGCUCAAAAUAUAUCGUCAUCCUCUCAGAAGCUAGACUACGGCGCCUACAGUAGCAGUUUAUACGGAAAUAACAGGGUACCAUUACAGUAUUCCGGAUAUUACCCCAUGCACGGCUACCACGCAACACCCGCCUCGUUUAAUAUUGGAAACUUGAAUUUUGCUGAUUCGACAAAGUCUGCACUCACGUUGGACGCAACAACCCACGAUGCCAGCGAUCUUACCGCACGAGAAACCGCAAACAUCGAAGGUAACACGAUUCGUGCGACGGCGAAACCUUGCAGACGCGGAAGGCGCCAAAGCGGAAGUGGAAACAGUAUAGGUUCUGCGGACACGACAGAAGCCGGUCCUGACCGGAUAUUCAUCUGGGACCUGGACGAAACCAUAGUUGUGUUUCACUCGUUGCUCAAUGGACUAUUUGCAACGAAGCACCGUAAGGAUCCCACCCUUCUGGCCCAAGUGGCCUACAGAAUGGAGGAGAUGAUAUUUAAUUUGGCCGAUACUCACUUCUUUUUCAACGAUGUCGAGGAUUGUGACCAAGUGCACAUUGACGAUGUAUCAUCAGACGAUAACGGGCAGGACCUGUCUUCUUACAACUUUGCUAACGAUGGCUUCCAAUGCGCGUCUGCUAACAACGGUAUAUGCUUAGCUUCCGGUGUCAGAGGCGGUGUCGAUUGGAUGCGAAAAUUGGCCUUUCGCUAUCGAAAAAUCAAAGAGAUCUACAAUAAUUACCGAAACAACGUUGGUGGCUUAUUAGGCGCGGCGAAGCAAGAACAAUGGUUACAAUUGCGUUCGGAGAUCGAAGUAUUGACCGAUAACUGGUUAACAUCCGCUGUAAAAUGUUUGAGUCUCAUAAAUAAAAGAAGUCACUGUAUUAACAUUCUCGUCACUACUACACAGUUAGUACCGGCUUUGUCGAAAGUACUGCUUUUCGGAAUUGGUGGAAUAUUUCCAAUCGAGAAUAUUUAUUCUGCUUCGAAAAUUGGAAAAGAAAGCUGCUUCGGAAGGGUGAUCGCACGGUUUGGUCGGAGAUGUACGUAUGUAGUGAUAGGCGACGAUUCCGAUGAAGAAACAGCAGCACGUGCCCAUAAUUUUCCAUUCUGGAGAAUAAACAGUCACUCGGACACGCAGUCGUUGUAUAACGCCUUAGAGAUGGGUUUUCUUUGAACAAGAUACAUUUACAAAGGGGUUAGGAUUAG